AUGGAUGUUGUAAUAGAUAAUGAACAUCCUAAUAGUCUUCAAGAUGAAAAUAGUCUGGUAGUUAUUGAAUUCCAUUCAGAUUCGCUACAACAGGCCAGUACUAAUACUAUGGUGGAGGAACUCAGUAAUUAUAUGAAGUUGCUUCAGCAGGAAACUUCAAAUCAUAUUGACAUGCUACUGGAGUGGUUGAAAGAAUAUAGGAUUUCUAACCCCAAUUUCGAAGGAAUGAAGGAGAAUUCCAAUCUCAUGAUUGGCGCCUUGUCACCUGAAGCAAUCAGCAACCUUCACAAAACAGCCAAGUUGAUGAUUACCUCCGGGUCUGAUUUAUCCUUUAUGGAUGUUUGUAGGGAAUCCACACUUCAGCUGCUGAAUUUCGCGGAUGCUAUCGCCAUAGGAGGAAGAUCAACCGAGCGGUUGUUUAGAGUCCUCAACAUGUUUGAAACAAUGCACAAUCUAAUGCCAGAGUUUAAGGUUUUGCUUUGUGAUCAGUAUGGUGUAUCUUUAAGGAAUGAAGUUCUGACGAUAUGGAACAGGUUAGGGAAAGCAAUUAGAGGCAUUUCCAUGGAGUUGGAGCAUAUAAUUCGUCGAGAUCCAGCAAAGGUGGCAGUUCCUGGUGGUGGAAUUCACCCUAUUACCCGUUACGUAAUGAACUACCUCUCUGCUGCGUGUUGGUCACAGAAGACAUUAGAGCAAGUGUUUGAAGACUAUGGAGUGCUUUCAUCUCACUCUUUGUCAGUGCAAAUGGAUUGGAUUAUGGAGCUAUUAGAUAGCAAUUUGGAAGCCAAAUCCAGAAUCUACAAGGACCCUGCUUUGUGCUAUGAGAACAGUGGCUCAGUGCCACCUAAUGCCAUAGCAAAGUCUAUGAAAGAGAAGCUGAAAUCGUUCAACGCAUUGUUUGAUGAGUUAUGCAGGGUUCAAUCUUCAUGGUUUAUAUUUGAUGAACAGCUUAAGGAAGAAAUAAGAAUUUCCAUUGAGAAACUGUUGUUACCAGCUUAG
Molecule: messenger RNA, 996 nt
Organism: Vicia villosa (hairy vetch)
Lineage: Eukaryota; Viridiplantae; Streptophyta; Magnoliopsida; Fabales; Fabaceae
Product: exocyst complex component EXO70B1-like
Exons: 3
Coding region: 1-996 (331 amino acids)
Biological process (GO): exocytosis
Cellular component (GO): exocyst
Molecular function (GO): phosphatidylinositol-4,5-bisphosphate binding
Source: RefSeq, a predicted model, not a curated record